Messenger RNA from Fusarium proliferatum ET1, 291 nucleotides. RefSeq lists its product as uncharacterized. NCBI's taxonomy places the organism in Eukaryota, Fungi, Ascomycota, Sordariomycetes, Hypocreales, Nectriaceae. The record is from RefSeq and is a predicted model, not a curated record. The transcript is spliced from 2 exons. The coding region runs from base 1 to 291 and encodes 96 amino acids.
AUGACCUUGAGAGAAGCAGGUCUGGCAAUUCUGCAAUUCGCAGUGGUCGGACAUAUGCCCUGUCUGUUGGCAGAUCGAGUUGGCGCAAUCGAGAUUGGGAUCAUGUGCCAAUUCUUCCUUGCAAUUAGAAACUUUAUGAUCGAGACUGGUGCACUUAUGGCAGCACCAUACCCGGAUAUCAAUAUUGGAGACAAGGACCCAAUUGACAAAGAAACAUCUGCUUCAUCACCUUGUGCAGCAUCAAGAGUAGAUGUCUUGAUCUGGUGUCGCUCCUCAGGCGAGAUGGCCUAG